AUGUUCAAAAAUUUCAAGGAAAAAGGUGCUUCAUUGUUUGAUUCCAAACAAUCCAAUGCAUCGAAUACUUCGGAAAGCGAUCGAGGUCAAGAUCUAUCAUCGAUCUUAGACAGAUCACAGCGUGGAGACCUGACGGUUCUCGUGGCCGAAACUGCCGAGUCGAUGCGCGUCGAGAUUCUGGAGCUAUUUGAAAACAAGAAAGACGGAUCUCUCGAUCCCUCGUCUCCGCGUCCGUCUCCACAACAGGAUCCCCAUCCAGAUAAACCAGAAGAUUCGCCGAAGUUGCCCCCGCGCCCACAGCGCAAGCCAGUCCCAGGUGAAGCUGGAAGCAAGAAACCCGAGUCGCCGAGCAAGCCGUUGAAGCCUCAAGCUAAAGUAACUGCGCUGUCCACUUUUGAGAACUGGAGAGACUCGGUUCUGCUGCGGGUUGGCGAGGUUGUGAACCAAGACAAUGAGGAUCAGCCAGACCAGCAGGGUCAGUCUGACUUGCAAAAGGCUGCUCAGGCAGAUGAUCUUCCUUUAGACGAGGAUGAAGAUAGACUGAAGAAAUUGCAAGAAAUCUAUCACCCCGUGGAAACGCCGCUGCUGCAACUUCCUAAAGCCACAAGACUCCUCAUUCUUCACUCGCUGCUCCUCUUGCUCCUUAGCUUGGAGCAUUACAGUGCUUACUCGCGAGUGCUGAUGUUGAAUGUUGCGUCCAGCCUGAAUAUAGAUAUCAAUAUUCUUAAUCAGGAUGAAGUCAAGGUCGCUCGUGGCUUGCUGGCUACUGCACUGGCCCUUUCCGCCGACCAAAGCGCCGAAGAAAAGCCGAAGAAGAACGACGACAUGCGCAAAUGGAAAGUUGGCAUUGCAUCAGUGGCUGGUGCCGCUUUGAUCGGUCUGACUGGUGGUCUUGCCGCUCCAUUGGUAGCCGCAGGCCUAGGAACCGUUCUGGGUGGAGUAGGCCUAGGCGCUACUGCCGCUGCCGGUCUGCUAGGUACAUUGGCAGGAAGCAGUGUUGUGGUCGGUGGGCUUUUCGGUGCUUAUGGUGGACGCAUGACCGGUCGCAUGAUGGACAAAUAUGCCCGCGAAGUGGACGACUUUGCGUUUAUCCCUAUUCGCGGCGAAGGUCGUCGCAAUCAGAAGGACAAAGAGUCUGCUGAGCAGGAUCAUCGCCUGCGAGUCACUAUUGGUGUCACUGGCUGGGUCAAAGAGGAAUCGAACUUCGUGGUCCCAUGGCGGGUGGUCGGCUCCGACUCGGAGGUUUUCGCUCUUCGUUGGGAAAUGGAACCACUCAUGAACCUGGGCAAUGCCAUUUCCGCGCUUGUGACCAGCGCCGCCUGGUCGGUUGCCGGCCGUGAGGUCCUGGCCCGUACUGUCUUCUCCACGCUCAUGAGCGCUGUCAUGCUCCCCCUUGGCUUGAUGAAGGUUGCAGGCGUUGUUGACAACCCUUUCAGUGUGGCCAAGUCCCGCGCCGAUAAGGCGGGGGAAGUACUUGCAGAUGCGCUGAUCAACAAGGCGCAAGGAGAACGCCCGGUGACUUUGAUAGGAUACUCUCUUGGAUCCCGACUCAUCUUCUCUUGCCUCCAGACCCUAGAGAAGAAGAACGCGUAUGGGCUGGUCGAGUCUGUCAUUCUGAUGGGCUCGCCGACUCCUUCGAAUAAGGAGUACUGGCAAAAGAUUCGCAGCGUCGUCAGCGGGCGGGUCGUGAACGUUUAUUCGGAGAAUGACUCUGUUCUAGCCUUCCUGUACCGCACCAGUAGCAUGCAACUCGGUGUCGCCGGACUUCAGGCUGUGGAAGGUGUUCCUGGAAUCGAGAACAUCAAUGUUAGUGAGAUGAUCAGCGGUCACCUGCGAUACCAGUACCUGCUUGGAAGGAUCCUCACUAUCACUGGACUGCAGGACCUCGACGCCAGCGAGAUCGAGCUCGAGGAAGCUGCUCUUGCGGUUGAGGAUAAGCGCCAGGAAAAGCAACGGUUGCAGAACCAGGAAGAAGCAGGCGUCACAGACCCAGAAUCUUCGGCUGCCCAGGAGGCUGUGAAUAGCAAGGAAGGGUUUGGUGAAGAUACCCGUCUGCAGAAACAGGUUGAUUCGCAAACACAGGAGAAUAUGGCGAGUCACCGGAUUGAAAUGCUUGAUCUGGAUGAUGAUGACUACUCGGCGCCCUUGAGGGAGGAUCCUUCUAAGCACUCUGCGCUCUAG
This is a messenger RNA of Penicillium brevicompactum, 2181 nucleotides long. RefSeq names its product DUF726 domain protein. The record is from RefSeq and is a predicted model, not a curated record. Bases 1 to 2181 code for a protein of 726 amino acids. Lineage: Eukaryota; Fungi; Ascomycota; Eurotiomycetes; Eurotiales; Aspergillaceae. The transcript has a single exon.